This is a messenger RNA of Clarias gariepinus (North African catfish), 2060 nucleotides long. Its product is annotated as N-lysine methyltransferase KMT5A-A-like. The transcript has 11 exons. NCBI's taxonomy places the organism in Eukaryota, Metazoa, Chordata, Actinopteri, Siluriformes, Clariidae. The record is from RefSeq and is a predicted model, not a curated record. Gene Ontology annotation, molecular function: protein binding. Bases 593 to 1405 code for a protein of 270 amino acids.
UUUUGUGGUUUAAGAGGACUUUUGACCUGAAUACGCACCAGCAUUAAAGGGACAUUUCCGUUUAUGAGGACAGGGGCCAUGUCCUUAUAAAUCCGACCUUGUAGCAGUCAUUAUCUCAGUCUAGGGAUCAAUUCUGUACCGUUUUUGGCCCCAUGUCCGUAUAGACCACAUAAACCUGAAAAAAUACCACACACUGUGUGUUCUCUAACCCCUCCAUGCGCCCCUGUAGACCGGUCGCGGAACUGCACCUACGUCAUUAAGAAUUUGCAUAUAUACACAAGUGUAAGUUUUCCCGGUCUCUGAUUGGCUGGCUACAAGAAUCCUCGUCGGUGAUUGGCCAGCAGUAACAGGAGAAGCGCUUCCGCUAAGGGGCGGGACCUUAGAGGGACCGUGCACAUAUAAGGCCUCGCUAAGAGGCGGGACUUCCUUUAAGACACAGCUGCAGGUGAUUUAUUACAGCGGGGUUUUAAUCCACGGAGUUUGUAAAGUAAUAUAACACACGACGAAUUAAUAUCGAGUUUGGACUCUCUGCACCCUGGAGAAGAGGACAUCGGUGUCGGAAGCCGCUGCCAUAUGAAAGUCUGAUUAAAACAUGAUGAUGAUGAUGAGGAGGAGGAGGAAGCCCAGUCCACUGGAGGAGGCCACACACUUCAGCCUUAAGAAGGAAGAUCAAGAUGGUCUGGAAGCUCAGUUUAUAAAUGAGUUUAAAGGGAGAGGUGUGUUUAGUUGUACUGACUUUGAUGAGGGAGAUUUCCUAUUGGAGUACAGAGGGGAUCUCAUAAGCAGAGAAGAAUGUGAGCGGAGGCAAAGAAUAUAUCAUGAUGCCCUCAAAGUGUUCAUUGUUGAUGCAGCCCUGGAUGAUGGCUCCCUUGGGAGACUGGUGAAUGAUGAUCAUCUAAAACCAAACUGCAGAAUGAAGACCAUCCGUGUGGAUGGUAAACCUCAUCUUUGUUUAUUUGCCAUAAGAAGCAUCUGUCCUGGUGAAGAGAUCACAUACAAUUACGGCGAUUCUGAGUGGCCAUGGCGAUGCAAGAUGACAUCGUCUAAGAAUUCACCACCUCCAGAACAAAAAGAUACAGCAGAUAAAAAGGCAUCCAAAAAGUGCCCGAUAAGUGAGUUGCCAUCAGACAGUGCUGCCUGUGAAGAACUGACCGUAGAAACAGACGAGGUUACCCUUGGUAUGGCCCAAUUGUCCUCAGAGAAGCAGAAUUAUAUUGAGAAGAACGGUGGGGAGAAGGUUUAUCCUGUCAAAGAGUCGUUGGUUAAAGAGGAGCUGAGCUUUUGCUUAUCAACACAAGGACUUGAACAGGUGAGAUUGUGUGACAGUGUGAAGCCAGUGGACCUGAUGCUGAAGAUAACGUUCCUGCUGGUGCCUCUAAUCAUGUAUUCAGAAGAUGCCCACUGAAACACCUCCUGAAGUUUCUCAAGGAAAUGAGUCCGGGACAAAGAUUGGGAACCCAUGAAUAAGUUGAAGAGUGUGUUGGUCCAAUGCUGGGAUUUUUUUACAACUGUGAUGAAACUUUUGAAAGCACAUAUAACUAAAGGGAAACUCGGCACUUUGUCUGAAUGCCAGCAGUGUUAGACUUUGUAAGAAAUGGAGGUCUUUGCUUGAAAAGGAAAGCCCAAAAUAAGUGAUACACAAGCAAGUACGUUAUUUCUUUAAGAUUUUUUUGUCCACUUAUUUUGUUUUUCAUUUACAUAUGCAGCAGAUUGUUUUUAAAUUCUACAGUUGUUCUUAAAUUCUGCUUUAACAUUUUAUUUUGAAUAACUGGUUUAGGUUUCAUCUUAUGUUUUAUUGAUUAUAUAUAUAGCUAUGCCUUGUUUUAUUUAGAUUGUUUUGAAUGGUUCAAUGGAUUAAGAUGCCUAUGAAAGUACAUAGUUGUACAUGAUGGAUGUCUGUUUCUUCACUUGGCAUGCUUGAACUAAAAAAAAGUUUUUCAAUAUUAUCUAAGGGAUAAAAAUUUUAUAUAAUAGUACUUGUGUUUAUCCUGGCAAUGCACUGUUGUAAAUUUUGUGUGUUGCAUUUGGAUAUGUUCCAAUAAAACACAUUUGUCCCUGUA